Messenger RNA from Sinocyclocheilus grahami, 3056 nucleotides. Its product is annotated as oxysterol-binding protein-related protein 10-like. Gene Ontology annotation, molecular function: cholesterol binding. Gene Ontology annotation, cellular component: membrane; cytosol. The transcript is spliced from 17 exons. Bases 262 to 2934 code for a protein of 890 amino acids. NCBI's taxonomy places the organism in Eukaryota, Metazoa, Chordata, Actinopteri, Cypriniformes, Cyprinidae. The record is from RefSeq and is a predicted model, not a curated record.
GGUGCAUCAGCGUUUGGUCGAAAGGCUGCGCGUCACGCACGCGUCGCGCUCACAGCCGAGAUUUUAUAGACACGUUCACAUGCGUUUGUAAUAUCCGGGUUGGAAGGAGGGAGUGUCUCAGAUUCCCAACAGAAACACGCUGGAAAGAGCAGCCAGAGAGACGUGCUCCGCGGAGUAUGGCAUCGGGCAGAGGGAAGCGGAAGCGCAGCGCGAUGGAAACGGGUUCCAGCUCCUCCGUCAGGAUUUAGAUCGGGGUCCGCGAUGGAAAAGCCGCUGUGCUCGUCGCAGCCCGCGGAGAGGAGGCUGGCGGCUCGGACGGGCUCGGGCUCGGGAUCGGGAUCGGCCUCUCUCGGGUUCGGAGCGUCUCCGGCGGGGAACAUUGCGCCGCUGCAGCCCGGACGAACGCGCAGGAUAGAGGGAGUGCUGAGCAAAUACACCAACCUCAUCCAGGGCUGGCAGAACAGGUAUUUCGUGUUGGACCCUGAUCUGGGUCAGCUGCAGUAUUUCAUGAGCGAGCAGGGACGAAGUCAGAAGCCCCGCGGAUCCCUGCCUCUGAUUGGUGCGUCUGUGAUGUCGAGCAACGAGGCACCUCACAUGUUCAUCGUCAGCUCAGCCAAUGGGGAGCUCUUCAAACUCAGAGCGGUGGAUGCCACAGAACAGCAGCUUUGGAUGACGCAGCUACAAGCCUGUACCAGACGCCACUCUGACAGCAGUGCCAAGAUGAGGAAACCGAAGGAUUGUGAUGAGCAUCUGUGUGUCGACCAAACUCAGAACACACUGGACGCACAGGGUUCAUCGGGCCGGACGCGAAGUUUCUCUCUGCUUCCUCACCUCCCUCCGUCUUCCUCUCCUGUAUCUCAGAGACAUCUGCCUCUCCACGGGCCUCCGAGCAACAUCGUUACCAUCACGCACCACAAGUCGCCUGCAGCCGCCCGCCGUGCCAACAGCCAGUACCCAGAGCGCAUCCUGGAGGUCAAAGAGGUUAUGAUUCAGGUCGAGGGGCAGCAGAAGAGUCUGGUCCAGUCCAUCGAGUCUCUGCCGAUGCGAGGAUCCCUGUCCUGUUUGGAUCAGGACCUGCUACUGCUGAAAGCCACCUCUGCCGCUACCCUGAGCUGCCUUGGCGAGUGCCUGAAUAUAUUACAGCAGAGCGCCGGACACAACCACGGGCCGCCCUCCGGUGAGUCCAAUACGGACACCCUACAGACGCCCAUGGCUCCUCCAGACCCGGAGCCGGCCAAAGAUCAGGGCGAGGUCGACUGUGGCCCCUGUCCUUCUGUGCCUGAUUAUAUACUACUGCUGAAAGCCACCUCUGCCGCUACCCUGAGCUGCCUUGGCGAGUGCCUGAAUAUAUUACAGCAGAGCGCCGGACACAACCACGGGCUGCCCUCUGGUGAGUCCAAUACGGACACCCUACAGACGCCCAUGGCUCCUCCAGACCCGGAGCCGGCCAAAGAUCAGGGCGAGGUCGACUGCGGCCCCUGUCCGUAUCUAACGGACCCCAUGCAGCUAAACAUCUCAGGACUAUUGUGGACUAGUUAUAUAUAUAUAUAUAUAUUGAGGGGGCGGGGCCUGCAGAUCCAAACAGGAGGGAAACGCCAAUCAGAUAAUGUUCCCACGUGGACCGUCCCAAAGUCGCCCUCAGGAGAACGUCUGAGGAGCGGCGGUGCUACUACCCUGAGCUCCACUGAGCCCUCGCCCACCCUCAGGAAAACAAUCCUGCUGCAGAACCCUGAGGAUGGGACGGAGGUGAUUUCUCCUGAAGAGGAGGUGAUGGAUUCAGAUGAUAACACUGAAGAUGAUCUGUGUGUGUUGGAUGACCAGAGGAGUGUCAUUCUGCAUCUGCUGUCUCAGCUCAAACUGGGCAUGGAUCUCACACGCGUUGUUCUUCCCACCUUCAUCCUGGAGAAGCGUUCACUACUGGAGAUGUACGCUAACUUCAUGGCGCACCCAGACCUGUUCCUGUCCAUCUCCGCCGGAAGCACCCCGGAGGAGCGUAUGGUGCGUUUUGUCGAGUAUUACAUGACCGCCUUCCAUGAAGGACGUAAGGGCGCCGUCGCCAAGAAGCCCUACAACCCGGUGCUAGGAGAGUCCUUCCACUGCUCGUGGGAGGUUCCACGAGAUCCCGUCCGCCCUCUGAGGACUGAGACGAGCCCCAGGACCAAUCAGGAGACUGAGACGAGCCCCAGGACCAAUCAGGAGUCAGACUCUUACAGGGUGCGUUUUGUGGCGGAGCAGGUUUCCCAUCAUCCUCCGGUGUCGGGGUUUUACUGCGAGUGUGCGGAGAGAGGCAUGUGCGUCAACACACACAUCUGGACCAAGAGCAAGUUCAUGGGCAUGUCAGUGGGCGUCUCUAUGGUGGGCGAAGGUGUGUUGUACCUGCGUGAUCACGGGGAGGAGUAUGUGUUUACAUUCCCGAGUGCAUACGCUCGAUCCAUCCUCACCGUGCCGUGGGUGGAGCUCGGAGGUAAGGUCACCAUCAGCUGCGCCAAGACCGGAUACUCGGCCAACGUUACAUUCCACACCAAACCCUUGUAUGGGGGCAAAGUUCACAGGGUCAGCGCAGAGGUGAAGCAGAACUCCAGCGGGAUGGUGGUGUGUAAAGCUCAGGGCGAGUGGAACGGGACGCUUGAGUUCAUCUACAGCGGCGGAGAGACCAAAGUCAUCGACACCAACAAACUGCCCGUCAUCAGGAAGAUGAUUCGCCCUGUGGAGAAACAGGGCCAGAGCGAGUCCAGGCGUCUCUGGCAGCAUAUGACUGCGGCGCUGAAGGAAGGGAAUGUUGAUCUGGCCACUGAACACAAGCAUGUGUUAGAGGAAGACCAGCGAUCAGACGAGAGACAGAGAGCCGCCAACAACAUGCCCUGGAAACCCAAAUACUUCAACAAAGAGGGUGACGGAUGGGUCUACAGAAACCCCUUAUGGAGAACACACUGAAGAAAGGAAGACCAACUCCGAUGAGAUGAACACAGGGACUGAAAACAAACAGCAAAAAUCAAAGCCAGGAGAAUAAUGUUGCAUUAUUAUGCAUCACACUAUAGACCAGUGUUUCCCAACCG